AUGGACAUUGAGGACCACAAGAUAGCCGUCAGCAUAUCUUCCAUAAGCAAUGUACUACAACGGAUACCGGUAGCUUCAGAACGACGAUCGCUCCAAGUUGAAAACGAUGUCAAAAGCUUAGACGACCUCAGAUCAUUAAACCGGGCAAGCAAAUCCCACAUUGGAUCUUGGCUUCGUCAUGAAGUGGAAGCACAGAUGCUACCGUUAAGUACAGCAUCGAAUGAGUGGAAUAGCACAUCACCUGCGGCUCCUGAUACUUCUGUGCUUAUGGCGGCUACAUUUGGCAUCGUGCGAGACUAUCUUGAAAUUAUAGAUGAUUUCUCUAUGCUCGCCGAUGUGAUAAAGAUUGCCACGGCAUCAACGGAUACUCAAACUAUUGCAUCGUGCGCCGAUACACUUAAUAUGCACGCCGAGAUAUUUGCGGCCAUCGGAGCAAUUAAGGGCUUGUUUGAUGUUCUUCUUAAUCGCUCGCGUUCAUUUGCAGACGAUCGUGACAUCAUGCCACGAGUCAUUCUGGCAUCCUUGUUGGACCUCUCAUCGAGAAUUCCCGACAGUCAGAAUCUUACCGCUCGGCUCGCUCGCCAACUUGCUUUGAGUGAUAGAAAGUGUGCCGCCGACGUUUGUUCUCCUGUAUCGGAUCAUAUGGCGGGUAGAUCACAAAAUAACGAGGCUGAGGCCGAGAGUAGCGCAACGCAAAAAGUGGGCACUAUUGUAGCCACGGAAUUGCUUGCUUUAAUUGCGGCACCAAUCACCAUACCGGAGAUUCUGACAUCGGACGAAGCAUAUCGCGUCCGACUUGUACAAAGUCGUAUGCAAAUUGACAACCCUGAACUUACAUUGACGGUUAUUCGGUCAGCAAUCGAGGUGUGCUCUACAGUUGUCCGCGAUAUAUCAUCCAACGCCCUCCACCCCUUAAACGUCUUAGGUGGUCCAGCCAUGCAUGAAAUACUUCAGACGCUAGUCUUGAUUGGUGGUGAUAUGGCCACAAAAAUCCUGGUGCAGCCUUUAUCACCUGGGUCUAUCGAUGAGGAUGCUUCCAAACUAAUGGUAACCGCGAUAAACAAGCUUUUGGCGCCUAUACAUCAGCGUGAAACCUCCAAUUUUUCAGUGUGUGAUGCGCUAAAAUCUGCGAAUUAUCUGAAUCUACCAUUUUGCCAAUUGAAGGUGGCGUCUACCUUCCGCUCUGGGAAAAGUUCCCAACCCACUUCCAGGAAUAUGGUCCCUCCUCAGCUCGAUGACCUUAAUCGUGCCGUUGAGUCUGCUAUAAUGGCAGGGGGUACGACAUGGGCUUGCAUUAUACCAUCAUUAGAUUUUGCUACCAUACAAUACUUACGACGCGGUGCUGAGACCCAAUUGCUUGCGCUUUUCCACGCUGCCAAGGCCUCAGGCUACAACGACAUGUUGGGGGAAGAGCACCAAUUGACGAAAGCAGAAAAUUUGUUGGUCAUCCUCGACUUGACCAUAGACGAGAUGUAUACGGAAAAAGCAAACGCGCCAUAUAAUUCGCAUAGCUGCUUUGCGGAUAUCAUAAACUUACUCAGCGGCGCCUCGCAAUACGUCGCUAGCACACAACAAAACGGUUGUAAAAUUGCAUUCUUCACAAAAUGGCUACCGCUGCUGUUAUCAUUCACAGCCUCACAAACAGUAGUAGCAGUGCUUUGA
Sclerotinia sclerotiorum 1980 UF-70 is the source of this 1662-nucleotide messenger RNA. RefSeq lists its product as hypothetical. Lineage: Eukaryota; Fungi; Ascomycota; Leotiomycetes; Helotiales; Sclerotiniaceae. The transcript has 3 exons. The record is from RefSeq and is a predicted model, not a curated record. The coding region runs from base 1 to 1662 and encodes 553 amino acids.